Molecule: messenger RNA, 1830 nt
Organism: Babesia ovata
Lineage: Eukaryota; Apicomplexa; Aconoidasida; Piroplasmida; Babesiidae
Product: spc110p, putative
Exons: 4
Coding region: 1-1830 (609 amino acids)
Source: RefSeq, a predicted model, not a curated record
AUGGAGUCCAGGGUGGGCCGUAAAUUUCGCGAAAUAAUAUCCGAGGUAACCGGCAAUGCGCGGUCAGAGUACGCGACAUCUCUGCGGGAGGAGCACCGGGAGGCUCUGCUUUACGGCAAGAAGGCAUACGCAAUAGACAAUGGAGGCAAUGACAUCACGCUUUUUGUCCCAUGGCGCUUGCAUGAGCCCAUCGAGUCUCUGUUCCGAGCCAUCGCAGGCGGCCCUCGCCUAUUAGCGUCUUCGUUUAGACAGCUGGUGGACCACGCUGCCCUCUUUCCCAGAUCACAGAACUCGCGAAAAAAGGAAGAUAUAAUCGAUUAUAUCCUAGAAAGGGUCCUCGGCAACUUCGGCUCGCUGGAUUUCGAGCAGUUUUUGCAUGCGCUAUUUCUGCUCUCGAAGUACCGAGCAGCAGUGCUUCGAGUGACGGAACAGUGCGCGUUCAACCAUGUUAUCGCACUUCUGGUGAAGAGCGGUGGCAACGUCCCAUCGGAGAGUCGCGACGUACGUGCGGAUUGCGUCAAGCCACCGGAAUUUGCUGAAACACGCCACACGUCCAUUCGCCAGGAACCAAACGAACCAACGGAAGCUCUGGUAGGCCCUAUGAGCAGGGUAGCACUGGAUAGAGAGCCGAGCAUCGCCCCGUCCGUCGUUCGUACCGAACAGGAAGACGCCAUUGGGCACGAGGCAAGCCUCGUUCUCUCCGAAGACCAACAGUCGGACAAUACGAUAGACACAGAUAAUGCCGUCACGGAGGAGCCAUUACCGGUACCGAUACAGAUACCGGAAGUGGGUAUGAAGAGAGAGAAGUCCGGUGUGAGUAGUUUCGUCUGGCAACCAUCGCAAAACGACCGUUUAAUCAGAAUUGCCGAGGACAAGAUGAAUGAGACAUGCGAGUUCAUGAAGACAGAGUUUUUGACAUUGCGCGACCGCAUGGAGGAGUACAAAAUCCAGGAAAGCCAGCGACAGGAGUUGCUCCGCACGAUAUCGGCGCUGAAAGCUGACAACUCGCAACUGAAGACACGCAUGGAAGAAGAUCACGCCACGGCAGCGGAAACGAGGAGCAGACUGGAAGCCAAGGUUGAAGAGCUCAAAAAAGAGAUGCCCGCGAUGCAGAGCCGUGUCGAAGACCUAGAGAAGCAGCUGGAGGAGUCGAACACGAAACUUGCCGAGGCCAACCGGAAGCUUGAGAAAGCCGAAUUCCAGCGUGACGAGCACCAGAACAUACAGACCAUGCUCGCCCUUCAAAACGACUACGAGACUAUGCUUUUUUCGGCGUUUGUGUCAUAUCGGGACGACGAGCUGUCUAACGGCGAGUUCGUCAUGUCGGAGAACAGCUGCAUCACCUUUUGCUUGGACUUCGGGCUAGGCGACUCGCAACUGUUGACCGCGGCGGCCGCAGACCCGGUGGCAAAAUUGGCGUACCGCGAAGUGUGCAAACGAGCUCCGGAUGGGAAGUUGACCUACGCGCUGUUCAAGGAGUUCUUGUUGCGCCUUGCGGAAAUCAUAGACCCCCAAUCCACGCAGAAGCGUGCCUUCCAGCUUCUAUUGCUAAACACUGUCUUUCAACGAAUGGAAGAUGAUCGGAGGGGCUCACGCUACGGCGGGCGACACCUGAUAUCGCCUGACGAGUUCGGACGCCUACCGUACGACGUAAUUUCGCCGGGGCACUCCGAUGUCACCCAGAUUGGCCUUGUAACCGACACCGCGGAACGCGCUCGGGGUUACAUGGAUGUAGAAGGCAAAAUGUGGUUUGAGAAUGAGCGGGAACAAAACGCCACCCAACCACAAAGCGGCGGGGGCACUCCGCGAUUCCCCGAACGAGAUAUUUAA